Salvia splendens (bonfire salvia) is the source of this 2312-nucleotide messenger RNA. RefSeq lists its product as uncharacterized. Gene Ontology annotation, molecular function: catalytic activity. NCBI's taxonomy places the organism in Eukaryota, Viridiplantae, Streptophyta, Magnoliopsida, Lamiales, Lamiaceae. Bases 1277 to 2209 code for a protein of 310 amino acids. The transcript has 4 exons. The record is from RefSeq and is a predicted model, not a curated record.
UUUGGACUGAAUCUGACCCGUAUUAAAAUGUGUGGGAUGCAAUAAUUUAAAACAUAAUAUCUAUAACUAAAAUAUGUUUAGACUGAAUCUGGCCCGAAUUAAAAUAUAUUUAGGAUCAAUUCUGGCCAUGACUCUAUCUAAUCUAUAUAAUAGUAUCACCUUUAUCCACAGUUACUUUCCUGACUCCUGCAGAGAACACAUGUUCUCACAACUGCUCAUGCUCAUGGUUUUUUAAUAAACGGUGGGCAAUAUUCAUUGUGAUAGUAAAGACUAUAUAAUUUCGACAUAAAUAAUGAAUUAAAAAAAGUUCAAGAAUCGAAACUUAUUGUAUAGAACAUUAUUAAAAUAAAACAAAUAAUAUUAAUAUGACCGAACAAUGUUUGCCUAUGUCUCAAACAAGCCGUGUACAAUAACAUUCUACAUAAAAUCUUCUCCCCAGAUGCACAAUAUUUAUUGGGAAAUCAGCGUUAAGGAUUGCCAUUUGAAUAAACUGCAAACUUGUUCCAAAGUGAAGAUGGAGUAAUAAAAUGAUGCCAUGGAAAUGAAAGCACUUUAUAAAAAAUCUCCAUCCUCAACCACAAUAUCAAUUCGUGUACAUACACAUUACAUUUAUGUAUAUUAAUAUUAAUAUUGGUAAAUAAUCAACAGAUUAAAAUCAACACCUAUCAUUAUAGAUGUACUCCCUCCGUCCACCAUUUAAAGAGCCAUUUUGACUCGGCACGAGUUUUAACAAAUUAUUUGACUUUGUGAAGAAAAGUAAAGGGAGAAAGUGAGUGGAAUGUGAGACCAAUUUAAAGUAUUAGUUUUAUAUUGGAUUGUGAAUGUAAAAUGUUGGUGGGACGUGGGAUCUUAUACUAAAAGUGGAAUAAAGCAAAUGGUUCUAUAAAUCGUGGACAAGCCAAAAUGGCAAAAAGGUUCUUUAAAUCGUGGACGGAAGGAGUACUACAUAAAUUGACCGAAACUCAAGUAACCCUAACAAUAGCCCUCUCUCCUCCCUCCCUCCACCAAAUCUCCACACCUUGCUGCAGUCCAUCCAUCCAAACUACAUAUCCAAAUCCCCCAUUCCAUUUCCAUUACACACAAAAAAAAAAAACAAAAAAAAGAAGAGAGAGAGAAUCCCAAUUCUGCCAUGCAUAUUUGUGCAUGUGUAUGUGCGUGUAUGUAACAAUGCCCCAUUAAAUCAAAACAAAAAUCCUUACAUACAUAUAUAUUCAUACGUGUUAUAAAUAUAAAAACGCACAUACACACACACAGAAAGAAAGGAACAAAAAAAAAAAUGGCCCGUAGCCUGAGCCUGACCGGAUCGGCGGACUUUCUGUACCGGAGCUUCUUCUCAUACUCGGGGCUCCGGUCGACGAAAACGGAUCUGCAAGAGGGUACGGUGAUGCACUGCUGGGUGCCGAAGAGCCAUAAGGCGUCGAAGCCGAACCUGAUGCUGGUCCACGGCUUCGGCGCCAACGCCAUGUGGCAGUACGGCGACCUCCUCCACCACCUGAUGCCGCGCUACAACGUCUACGUCCCCGACCUCCUCUUCUUCGGGGAGUCGUGGACGCGACGCCCUGACCGCUCUGAAGACUUUCAAGCGCAGUGCCUGAUGCGCCUGAUGGAGGCGCACGGGGUGGCUAGGCUGAGCGUGGUGGGGAUCAGCUACGGCGGCUUCGUCAGCUACAGCAUGGCGGCGCAGUUCCCGGAGAUGGUGGAGAAGGUGGUGGUGUGCUGCUCCGGGGUGUGCCUGGAGGAGAAGGAUCUCAAGGAGGGGCUGUUCGAGGUGGCGGAUCUGGAGGAGGUGGCCAGCAUUCUCAUGCCGCAGACGCCGCAGAAGCUCAGGGAGUUGAUCAAGUUCGCCUUUGCCAAGCCGGUCAAGGGCGUCCCUUCUUGCUUCCUCUCCGAUUAUAUCCACGUUUUCUGUACAGAAUUUCUUGCUCAGAAAAAAGAACUAAUUCAUGCUUUAACUGCCGACAGAAAGCUCGACAGAAUACCCAAGAUCGAACAGCCAACGUUGAUCAUAUGGGGAGAGCAGGACAAAAUAUUCCCACUGGAGUUGGGAUUCAGACUCCAAAGGCACAUAGGUGACAAUGCAAGAAUUAAAGUGAUAAAGAAUGCUGGACAUGCUUUGAACAUUGAAAAACCAAGGGAGUUUGCUAAGCAUUUGAAAGCAUUUUUAAUUGAAGAUAGUUCUAGCCCAAGAUCAAAUUGGAAUUGGAGUUAAAGCUCUAACUUGAGUUCAUAUUCAAAUUCAAGUUCGAGUUCAAGUACAUAUUCGAAUACCAACCCUUACUCCCUUUCAUCGUUGCGACAAAAAAAUUUCUUUA